AUGUCAGCGGAACAGGAGAAGGAUCCCAUUUCGCUGAAGAGAGUUCGAGGUGGUGAUAGUGGACUGGAUGGGUUAGGAGGACCAGGUGUACAACUUGGAAGCCCAGAUAAGAAAAAAAGGAAGACAAAUACACAGGGGCCUUCUUUUCCUCCAUUGUCUGAGUAUGCUCCACCACCGAAUCCAAACUCUGACCAUCUAGUGGCUGCUAAUCCAUUUGAUGACAACUAUAAUACUAUUUCCUAUAAACCACUACCUUCCUCAAAUCCGUAUCUUGGCCCUGGUUAUCCUGGUUUUGGAGGCUAUAGCACAUUCAGAAUGCCACCUCACGUUCCUCCAAGAAUGUCUUCCCCAUACUGUGCUCCUUACUCACUCAGGAAUCAACCACACCCAUUUCCACAGAAUCCUCUGGGCAUGGGUUUUAAUCGACCUCAUGCUUUUAACUUUGGGCCACAUGAUAAUUCAAGUUUUGGAAAUCCAUCUUAUAAUAAUGCACUAAGUCAGAAUGUUAAUAUGUCUAAUCAACAUUUUAGACAAAAUCCUGCUGAAAACUUCAGUCAGAUUCCUCCACAGAAUGCUGGCCAGGUAUCUAAUCCUGACUUGGCAUCUAACUUUGUCCCUGGAAAUAAUUCAAAUUUUACUUCUCCGUUAGAAUCUAAUCAUUCUUUUGUUCCUCCCCCAAACACUUUUGGUCAAGCAAAAGCACCACCCCCAAAACAAGACUUUAAUCAAGGAGCAACCAAAAACACUAAUCAAAAUUCCUCUGCUCAUCCACCUCACUUAAAUAUGGAUGACACAGUGAAUCAGAGUAAUAUUGAAUUAAAAAAUGUUAAUCGAAACAAUGCAGUAAAUCAAGAGAAUAGCCGUUCGAGUAGCACUGAAGCUACAAACAACAGUCAUGCUAAUGGGACACAGAAUAAGCCACGACAACCUAGAGGUGCAGCAGACACAUGCACCACUGAAAAAAGCAAUAAAUCUUCUCUCCACCCAAGCCGUCAUGGCCAUUCUUCUUCCGACCCAGUGUAUCCUUGUGGAAUUUGUACAAAUGAAGUGAAUGAUGAUCAGGAUGCCAUCUUAUGUGAAGCUUCUUGUCAGAAAUGGUUUCAUCGGAUCUGCACUGGAAUGACUGAAACAGCUUAUGGCCUGCUAACUGCAGAAGCAUCAGCAGUAUGGGGCUGUGAUACCUGUAUGGCUGACAAAGAUGUCCAGUUAAUGCGCACUAGAGAAACUUUUGGUCCACCUGCAGUGGGCAGUGAUGCUUAAUCACAGGCAUUAACUAAAGUGUUUUUGUUUUUUUUCCUGUGUAUUACAGAGGUUCAGUGACACAGGAUUUUAAUGUUUUACAAUAUUUUUAUUA
This is a messenger RNA of Molossus molossus (Pallas's mastiff bat), 1354 nucleotides long. RefSeq names its product pygopus family PHD finger 1 (gene PYGO1). The record is from RefSeq and is a predicted model, not a curated record. The coding region runs from base 1 to 1260 and encodes 419 amino acids. Lineage: Eukaryota; Metazoa; Chordata; Mammalia; Chiroptera; Molossidae. The transcript is spliced from 3 exons.